GAUGGGAUAACAAUGGUGCUUGAGUAUGCAGUCCUAUCAUGAAUAUCACAACAAGGCAGAUCUAUAGUUUGGGGCUAAUCCCACAAACCUAUCUGAACCCUGGAUCUAAUAAAUGAACUACUCAGACAUAGCAAAGCAAUUCAUGACAAUGAAGACAUGGAAAUUCAUAGUAUAGAUGAAAAGGAAUUGAAAACAAGGAGUUCCAGUCACAAGUGAUAUUCUCUCCAAACUCUCUCUCUCUCAAAGUAAAACUGUAACAAAAAGCUCUCUCUGCCGUCAAAACAUUUAGGCAGUAUAUAAUCUACUAGGUUAAAAACUCGUCAGGGCAUUUUCUUAAUUUGGCAUGGACUAGGGCUUCAAGUCCGCUGGAUCCAAAAUGUCGCAUGUCCGAUGUCUCGACAUCGAUCGAUGGUACUUGUGUACAUCGAUCGAUAUUAAUCUUCAUUUGUCGAGGCAUCUCAUGGUGUCGAUCGACAGUACUGGAUGUGCAUCGAUCGAUUGUUCUUCCUCUCGUCGACCUCUACAUGGUCAGCUCGGGUGAAAUGUCUUUUAUGCUCCAAAAUGCUCCAAAGUCAUAGCUUUACUCCAAAAUGCACCUGAACCUGAAAACAUACCUAGAAGAGUAGAAAACAUAGAUAUAUAUAUAGUAAAACACCUAUAUAUCAUGGAUGAAAACGGGUCAAAUCCAAGGUAUAUCAAUGCGCCAGGCGUGGUUUGAGUCAUGAAAUCCCCAUUACUCGAAGAAUCUAGUGUGUUCCGAAACUCGUAGCUCACUCCAUCAUAGAACACUUCCAAUAUAUAGUCAUCGUCAAACCCAUGGUGCGGGCACUCUCUCUGGUAUUCCUUAUAUCUCUCCCAGGCUUCAUGAAAAGGCUCAUCAGAUUUCUGCUUGAAAUUGGAGAUCCUAUGCCGUAGAGCCGCGGUUUUAGACUUCGUAUAGAAGUUGCUCAUGAAUGCUGAUCAAACCUGAUCCCAUGUAGUGAGAGAACCGGUUGGGAGAGAUUGCAGCCAGCUAGAAGCUUUUCCUUCAAGAGAGAAUGGGAACAACGUGCAUUUGACAUAAUCUGGUGGCACUCCAUUAGAGCGAGAGAAAUUGCAGAUUCUCUCAAAGGCCUCUAUGUGGUCCAUUGGAAUGUCUGAAGUGAUGCCGCUGAACGUGCUCUUCUGUACCAGACCUAUCAGUGCAGAUUUGAUCUCAUAAUCUUGGCGAGUACAGGGUGGAGGGUUGAUGGGGGAGCGGUUAGUAGCGAAGUUCCGCGGAAAGUUUCGCUCCCCAAUAAGAGCACCACGCUCUUCUCGCGUGGCGUUCUCGGCUGCUUGUUCUUGAGCAGCUUGUUGCUGAUUUUGGAUGGUCUACUUCAUCUGCAACAUCUGUUGUUGCUGAGUCUGCAUUUGUUGUUGAAUUAGUGCCAACGCAGCAGUGAGGUCAUCCAUAUUGCCGUGGUCACCCAUGUUGGUGUCGAUUGUUCUUGGCUGUUGACGGUUCUGUCUUUAUAAUCUUGCGAGUUCGUCGUUGGUCAGUUGAUGUAGUGGUCCUUGCGCGUUGUUCCGAGUAUGUCUACUGGUCAUGCACUUAGAUCAUCUGUUCCAACAAAGAAGCAAAGCAAGUUAGAUAUCUCAGACUAAAUAUUAAACCGAAAAAUAAAGGUAAAAGCUUAGUCCCCGGUAACGGUCUCUACGUAGCGACCGAGCGGGGUGCGUGCUCCAUCACUACGUAGCGACCGAGCUUGGCUUGAGAGCAAAUUGUUGUGGUCUGGUAAGACCGUACAUUAUCUACUUUGUAGACAGCUGCGAGUCUAUAAGAAGGAGAUUUGGUCUCUCGUUGUUGAUCAACCUCUCAGGUUUAGCGUAAUAGGAUUUGGUAAGAUCACGGGUUUAAACACAAAUCCACUGCCAGAAGAAAGUUUUGAACCUGAUCCAGAGAAUUACAAAGCGUUGUGGGAGUUGUUGAAAGUGCCGCUUGGGUACGGACCCAAGUUUGAUGAACUUAUAGAAGCUUUAACGGAGUGUCCAUUUUGGAGUGCUGAUCAGCGGAAAUGGUAUGGGCUGUUGUUUCUUCAAGCCAUUGGACUUUAUGGCUUCCAUCAUAAUUGUAGAAUACCCUUUGAAAGUGCAAAAAGAGUAUUCGAUGAUGACACCCUGAUGACUUAUCCUUGGGGUCGGACUGCCUAUGAAUUUCUUGUUGAUUCUAUCAAGUUGUUGCAUCCACAAGGAGGGUCGUACACCCUUAGCGGCUUCAAGGACGUGUUAUUGGUUUGGGCGUAUGAAUCUGUCACAGUGUUCGGAGAGCUUUAUGGCAGAAAAGUGAAUCCAGACGAAAUUCCGCUUUUGCGAUGGGGUGGAAGUCGUACUCGUGCAAGUCUUGCUACUACAAUAGCUAAGGAGAUGAAUGAUCAUGGAACGGUGCGUGUGAGGAAAAUGGUGAUGAAGGAGGGUCUAGAAGAGCUGUUUCCUCAGUGGAAGGAUGAAGCAGAUUACCCACAACUUGAUAACCUAAUUAAAGAUAUACAUGCAGAUAGGUUUGUUAGAGAUUUUUAUGUGCAAUCGAAUGAGAAGAACAAAAAAACGAAGGCUGGAGUUUCGUCAGAGGCUGAGCCACCCUCAAAGAAGCAGAAGAAAGGUAAGAAACAGAAGGAGGUGAAAAUCAAUGAGGGUGAAACUGCUGUUGUAGAGGAGAAGGAGAGUGCAAAGGAGAAGGGUCGUAGCGAAGCGGUUCUGCUGAACAUAGUUGCUCAUCUCGAGAAGUUGGACCAAAAAUUUGACUCGAGAUUAACAGAAUACGACACCAAGUUUGGAGAUUUUUCCCAAGGCCUUUUGGAUACCAUUGGAAAUACAGUGAAAACUACAGUUGAAGAGCGUCUGAGAGUUUUGGGGGUGUCCAAUAGUAGUCAACCUGAAGGUCAACACGUGAUGGUCUCAGAAGACAACCAACAGCCGGAGUCCAAUAGUUGUCAACCUGAUGGUCAAAACGUGAUGGUCUCAGAAGACAACCGACAGCCGGACUCCAAUAGUGGUCAACCUGCAUCUAAGACCCCUAUUGAUAAACAGUCCGAAGACAGCCAACCGCAAAAGACCCCUGAUAAAGGCCAAUCUGAGAAGAAUCUGGCAGAUGAUAUUGCUAAAGCUGAUGCGAAAGGUAUGGGAGCAAAGCUGAAUUCGAAGGUUGUCAGGGAUAAGGCUGCUGGGGUGAAAAAGAACUUGGAUUCGGCGUUUGGUAAUGCCGAUGCAACAAAUGCUGAUUUGGUCUCUGAUUCUCCUGGUAAGGAACCACCAUUCGGACGCGGUUGCAGGGGCUUAGGGAAAAGAAAUAACUUAGCGGCUGAUUUGGAGAGGAAUGAAGCUGAGUUAAAGAAGAAGCAGAAGCAAGAAGAAGCUGAGUUGAAGAGGAAGAAGAAGCAAGAAGAGGCUGAGUUAAAGAAGAAGCAGAAGAAAGAAGAGGCUGAGUUAAAGAAGAAAAAGAAGCAAGAAGAGGCUGAUUUAAAGAAGAAGAAGAAGCAAGAAGAGGCUGACUCAAAGAAGGAUAUUCCUGCUUCAAAAAGGACUCGCAGUGGUACAAUAAGAAUACCCAUUCCGACUAAGAAAAUUAAGAACACCAAGUAUUCAGACGAACUGUGGCCGGACUCUGAUGUGGAGGAAGAUGAAAGGAAAAAGUAUGGAAGAAUAAAGGAGUAUCGGCUGAAAGCUGUUCAAUUAUCUCCAGAUGGGUCUCAAAUGAGUGCAGAAUUUGGUCCUUCUGUACCAUUUCUCCACAUCGGAGACAAUGUAACGACGUGCAUGAGAAAAGGUUUUGAACCUUCACCUGCAAUAUAUGAUCCCCUAGGACCUGUUGAUCCGGUUAAAAGGGAUAAUCUUUUGCAACACCUAAAGCCACACGAGGAAAUUCCACAUGGAGAAGCUCACGAGGAUAUUGAGUUCUACAGAAUCCUCAUCACUCCAAGACCUUGGCCCAUCAAAGAAUAUGGAUGGCUGGUUCAAAAUGUAAGUAUACAGCUGAGUUAUAUUUACUUUACGGCUAAGUUAUAAGUAUGGUACAGCUGAGUUAUAUAUUAUCUGUGCAGCAUAUUGCUUCGUAUAUUAGAGUCCUCAUUCAAAGGUCCAAACAAGAUGCCAGCCCAUUGUUGGGGUCAAAAUCGGUCACGACGGAAUCAAUGUCUGAAAGUCCGUAAAAAUCAGCAUAACCGUUUUUACGAAAAGUAAUCUUCGUAAAGAUAUCUUUACGAACAGCCUUGCAGUAAAAUAUCGUCAAAAUCUCAAUCGAACCACUAAAUACCGAU
Brassica rapa (field mustard) is the source of this 4274-nucleotide messenger RNA. RefSeq names its product DNA ligase 1-like. The record is from RefSeq and is a predicted model, not a curated record. Lineage: Eukaryota; Viridiplantae; Streptophyta; Magnoliopsida; Brassicales; Brassicaceae.